GUCAACGCAGCGGACAGAUCAUCAACCGGGUCAUGGGGAUGCGGUCAACCUUCCAGACACGUCACACCGGCAGGUUCGUUUUCUCAGCUUCCAGACAGGAUCAAAAUGGCGCCGUCUGUGGGAACGUGCCUGAUCUGGAACGUAAAGAUGGACGAUGUCGGAGAGUUCUGCCAUCCUCAUGACUUCGAUCGAACGAUCGACUUGACAAAUGUCAAAACAUUCCAAUUAGCAAAGACAAAAAGCGCCAAAUGUUCCCAACGAACGUGCGUACGUAAUCUUAUUCUAACUCCAACUCUCCAAACAGAACAACCUCCGCCGGCCGACCCUUCGUCCCUUCUACGCCGCCAUCAAUAUCUAGCUAUUAAUUAAUCCCCCCGGACGGCCGAGACGUUUGAACGCCGAUCUCAGCGUCUACUGCAGCAGACUCCAACUCCCUGUAUAUUUAUUGCAACUGAUCAGACUCUGCUACAAUUCAGUAACGCCAUUGCUCAAUUGCUUGGCCUCGAGGAAGAAGAAGAGAAUUAUUAAUGGAGGAGAAGAAGGAGAUCGGGGAGGUUGCGUUAAGAGUGAGCGACGAAGAGGGUGGAGGUGAUCCAAAGAAGAAGAUUAACAACGAGGAAGAGGCAGCAGCCAAGGAUAAGAGCUACAGCAGCGGCAGUAAAACAAGGAAAAGAGUUGCAUCUUUGGAUGCCUUCCGAGGCUUGACGAUAGUCUUAAUGAUAUUGGUGGAUGACGCGGGAGGAGCCUACGAGCGGAUCGAUCACUCGCCAUGGAAUGGCUGCACGCUUGCAGACUUCGUCAUGCCUUUCUUCCUCUUUAUCGUUGGCGUCGCAAUUGCUCUUGCGCUCAAGAGGAUCUCACAAGUCCCUGCCGCAAUAAGGAAGAUAAUUAUCAGGACAUUGAAACUUCUCUUCUGGGGAAUAAUCCUACAAGGUGGAUAUUCGCAUGCUCCUGAUGACCUCUCCUAUGGCGUCGAUAUGAAGAAAAUUAGAUGGUUUGGAAUUCUUCAGAGAAUUGCGUUGGUUUACUUGCUCGUGGCGCUCGUCGAGGUUUUGACGACCAAGAUUCGUCCAUCAAAAAUAACGGACGCUCCUUGGGCUCUCUUCGUUGCUUAUCGCUGGCAAUGGAUUUUUGGCUUUGUUUCCUUUGUGAUCUACAUGGUCACAACCUUCUCAGUGUAUGUUCCAGAUUGGAGCUUCGUUUACCAUGCAGAAGGAGACAUCAAUGACGGGAAGAGAUUCUUCGUGAAAUGUGGAGUGAGAGGGCACCUGGGUCCCGCUUGCAAUGCAGUAGGGUACGUGGACAGAUCAGUGUGGGGACUAAACCAUCUUUAUUCACAACCUGUUUGGAUAAGAUCCAAGGCAUGUACUCAUAGUUCACCCAACGUGGGCCCACUUAGAGAAGAUGCAGCUCCAUGGUGUCUGGCUCCUUUUGAACCAGAAGGCUUGUUGAGUUCAGUAUCUGCCAUCCUUUCUGGAACCAUUGGAGUUCAUUAUGGCCAUGUCUUAAUCCAUGUUAAAGAUCAUUCAGAGAGACUGAAGCAUUGGUUGGUGAUGGGAAUUGCACUUCUAACCUGUGGAUUCACUCUUCACUUCUCAAAUGCAAUUCCCCUCAACAAGCAACUCUACAGCUUCAGCUAUGUGUGUGUCACAGCUGGGGCAGCAGGUCUUGUUCUCUCAGCAUUUUAUGCAAUGAUUGAUGUGUGGGGUUUGAGAGCACCAUUCUUGUGGCUGGAGUGGAUAGGCAUGAACGCAAUGCUUGUUUUUGUGAUGGCAGCACAAGGAAUCUUCCCUGCCUUUGUGAACGGAUGGUACUAUGAAACUCCAAACAAUUCCCUGGUGCACUGGAUUCAAAAGCAUGUUUUUGUGAGAGUUUGGCACUCACAGAGAUUGGGAACGCUACUUUAUGUGAUUUUUGCUGAGAUUUUGUUCUGGGCAGUCGUCGCAGGCAUCCUCCAUAAGCUUGGCAUUUACUGGAAGCUCUGAAUUAAGAUUAUGUGAUGUACAGUGAUGAUUUGAUCUUUGAGAGUUGCAGAAUUUGUUGUAGCUCAAACUGUACAUGCCUAUCUCGGAAACCAUUUGAGAUAUUAAUCUAUGGAUUAAUUAACUCCA
This is a messenger RNA of Zingiber officinale, 2111 nucleotides long. RefSeq names its product heparan-alpha-glucosaminide N-acetyltransferase-like. The transcript has 14 exons. Bases 528 to 1985 code for a protein of 485 amino acids. NCBI's taxonomy places the organism in Eukaryota, Viridiplantae, Streptophyta, Magnoliopsida, Zingiberales, Zingiberaceae. The record is from RefSeq and is a predicted model, not a curated record.